Physella acuta is the source of this 4433-nucleotide messenger RNA. RefSeq lists its product as uncharacterized. The record is from RefSeq and is a predicted model, not a curated record. Lineage: Eukaryota; Metazoa; Mollusca; Gastropoda; Physidae.
CGAUCCUAGUACAAGUUAUGUGCAAAUGUCAACGACGCAUGGAAUAAAAAUUUCUGGAACCUCCAUGGCUCCAAAAGUGACGAAUGAGAAUUCUAAAACUAUUGCGGAUAGAAGAGUUGGUGAGAAACAUAAAUACCCGUCUACACAUCGACCCCAUGUGAGCAGGGUCGUGUCAGGUACUAGCACGACAGGAGUCGACGCGUCAGGAUCAACCAACACGUGCAUCCCCUCGUGUCUGACUGUUAAAAUUAAAACAGAUACCUGUAGAUACAUCGAUGACAUUAAACAGUGUGAAAGACGCAUGUUGGAGACAUGCAAAGAUAAACAAAAGCUUGAACAGUUGAUACGUUAUUUCAACCUCGUGUAUAAAAACUGUGCCGACCCCUGUGACUCGAACUGUCUCGAUGCUCAAAUAAAAGAAAAUCCCUGUGGAAACUUUAGCGCCGUCUUACUGUGUAAGAAAAAUCUAAUCGAAAAAUGUAAGGAGGAAAAAACAGUUGCGUCUUUGAAGGAUUUUUAUGAGACGCUGGAAACCAAAUGUGCCAACUCCAGCUAUGCUAAAUAUGCCUGCUCUCGUGAGCUGUCCACGUGCUACCCAGCUGAUUUAGCCAAUAAGAAUACCACCAUUUUGUGCAGCAAACUGGAGGAGAUAAAGAACUGCGUGCGUAAAGUCAAACAAAAUUACUGUAAACCUGGCAACCCGGAUCACGAGGCAGUCUUCAGGGAAAUCGAAAAACUUUUCGGACCAAACACAUGCAGUGGAUCCACGUCACCCAAGACAUCUUUUCUGAUGAUAUUUACCCUCAUCACUUUUGUGCUAGUCCAUAAGUUAUAGAUUUUAAAAUUACCCUUAUUUUAAAUCACACUUAUUUUAAAUUAUACUACGUGAGAAAAUCUCUGUGACAUUUAAUGUCAUUUUCUUUACUUCAACUUCCAAGCGAAAAUUUGUAAAAUUACUGAUCUUUAUCUUCAGUAUUCUAAAUUCUUAUCACGUUUAAAUUAUUAGAAUGCUUAUGAAUACGAAUGCAACAUAAUGUUUACAUAAAUGUUCUUAAUUGGGACGAUGUGGUUGGAUGGUAGAGUGAAUGACUGCAUACCCGAAAGUCUCAAGUUCGGAUGCUAGAAUCCACAAAGCUCCGAUGGGUACCUGACUGACGAUAGUGAAAAUAAAGGCAGCUGGGCAAAGAACUGACCACGCUAUCCCUUCACGUGUCAAGGUCACCGAAACUCGACUUCAGUUCUUUGUAAUAUAAUGUACAAGCAAAAAAAAAAGAAAUAAAAAAAAACAUAAAAGUAAUAAAAUUGUCAUUGAUUUUUAAGGCUCAUAUUAAAAAUCAAUAUAGAAGUAUUAGAGUUUAUCCAUGAAUUUAUGGGUAGGGCUAGAUUUAUAACUGGAUUACAAAGAGUUGAUUACAGAAACCAUAUAUUACGCAAAGGGAUUAUUUUCUUACUAAGGGUGGAAUAGGGAUUGAGAGUACAAAGUAAUCAAAGGGUGUGACUUUUCUAAGUUGUACAGUAGAAUCCAAAUUUUCCAAACUAAGUUUUUUUCUAACUUUUUUUUGUAACUUGAACUAAAAUUGUAAUAUAUCAAAAUUCUAAGCUUAAAGUUUUUUAAACUCUUUAAAGCUUUUUCUUAUGUAUUGUUUGACAAAUUAAAAAACUAAAUUAAUGAAACAAAAAUAAACUUCCAUUUUUGUUUACCCAGCUUCGGCCUUGUGUUUCUAAUGUAGAUCUACAUCUACUUUUAAAUUAUAAUAAACCAUCAGUCACUGCUGACAGUGUAUUGCUUUAACAACUAAACCUAGUCCACUGAAAAGUAAAUGGAUUUGGUAAACUUUUACAAAACAUAUGCCAUUGGUUAACUUUGAUGUAAAUUAUUUUUUAAGUUAAAUUUGAACAUUCUAUGAUGUAUAAUUAUUAUUAAAUAAUUAUGUAAUAUUUUCAUGUUUUCUUAUAACAAAUGAUGUAUGUUUAGCCAAUAUUUGUGUUAUAAAUUUAAUUUUUUUUCUAACUGAUACCAUCAUGCUCUUCCAUGAUUCAAUUGUGAAAUUUUUGAAUGAAAACUUGGUUUUGUAGAAUGGAGAAAAACGGCUUAAGUAUCAAAUGAUCUUUCUAGGAUAGUUUUCUUUACAAUGGUCAUUUUAUGAGUUGUUUUUUUAAUUGUUUGAAAUAUUUUUCCUCCAUUUUUUACUAAAAUAAAAUGAUUAAAAUUUUUAAUUAGAAUUGUAAAAAGAAAUAUCAUCCACAAAAAUAUGUCAAAAUACUUUUUAGGAGUCAUUUUUUUUUUAUUAUUGAAAAAAAAAAUUCUCUCUUUUUUACUAAAAUAUAAUGAUUAAAAUUUUAUUAAAUUAGAAUUGUAAAAAUAAUAUCCACAAAAAAAUGUCAAAUACAGAUAUGCAGGGGGAAUAAAUAGCAUCUAUUGUUAAGAAUGACAAGAUGCAACUUAAUGCUCUUACAUAAAUUGAAGGGACAUAAGCCUAUUAUCACAAACAACAUACAAUAUGUUUAUGAAAAUCAGCUAAGAUUAAUUUUUUACUAAGGCAAAUAUAAAAGUAUGAAAUAAUAAGUGUUUCGAUUCUGCUUCUCUUAUUUUUAAGUGAAAAAUUAGUUUUUAAAAAGAUUUGUAUAUUUUUGUUUGCCAAACUCAUCUAUGCAAUAUUAUAAUUAUAAACUGAACAGCAGUAAAGUAGUUAUACAACACUACUAAGUAUAGCAAUGUAUGCUAAUAGAAAUGGACUAUUUACAUAAACUAAGUAAAGUUAUUGGUGUUUGGUUCUUGGUUUAUUUUGUUAUUUUGUUGGGUCAGGUGUUUGCUUAUUUAUUUAUUUGUGACAGAAAGUCAAAACAUUAUAACAAGAUAAAUAAUAAUAAACUACCCAUGUGCCUACCCCUUUUCUCUAUGAUCAUGAACAUGUGAUAAUAAUUUGUGUGACUGUUUAACAAAGUUUUGGAUCUUAGCUUGUUCAUCUAUGUUUAUUAGGGACAAUAAAUCUGUGCGAUGAAUGUGUUUUUUUUAAAUAUAUUUUAAUAAAAAUAUUCACGGAUUUUUAUUUUAUAAGCGUUUAGAAAUAUGGUGCUUCAUGUUGUUAAUCUGCAUUCAUUGGACUCAACAUUUAAAAAUACUAAAAACUAUUUCUAAUAUAUGUGUUUUUUUUUUGGAAUCUGUAUUUUAAAACUCAUAUUAAGAAAUUAAGUAUAAUCUUAAAAUUUGUAAUAUAUGUUAUUUUGGAAUCUGUAUUUUUAAAACUCAAAUUAUGAUCACAACUAUUUUUUAAAUAUAUAUUAGUCAUAGGAAGACACAUUAGACACUCAAAUAUUACAUUUAUACUAUUUCCGUUUUAACAUGAACUGAACAGUUACCUUAAGGCUGAUUCUUUGUUGUAAAAAGCUUAGGAUUGCUUUUAUUUUUGGAAAUGCUUUAAUAAUAUUUUAUGUUUCACACCUCCAGAUGAUUAUGGAGCUGUAGUUAUUUUUAUUUGUAUUUUCCUAUUCCUACACUGAUAUAUUAUUAUUUUUAAUAAUUUUAAAUAGCCAUAUGUUUUAGACAUACAAUCUUUGUUUUGCAAUUUUCUAGCAAACAAAGAAAAAUUUUUGUUAAUAUUUCCAUAUGUGCCAAAUUUGGAAUGAAAGCAAAAUAAUAUUUAUAUUUAGUUUAGCAAGUUAAACUACAUUUUACAAAAUGUCUAAUGUAAAUUCAUAAAUUAUGCUAAAAUGCAUUUCUUUUAGGCAUUGUUUUUAACAUUAUUUUAAACCUACUAUUGAUGUAAAAUAUAUAGACGUAUGUAGAUAUCUUGGUUUAAUUGCAGGCAAUUUAUUGUGAUGCAUUUCCUUAUUGUUUAAAUAUUUUUAUUGAACAGUAUUAAGCUCAAAACGUUGUUGCAAAAUACUUUGUAUAAAAUAACAACCAUUGAGGUUUUUUUGUUUUAGUAAUCCAUGACCAAUACUUUUCAGUUUAAAAUUUACAAUUAAUUUCAAAAUUAAGCUAAUGCAAUGCAUUACAGGAGAAUAAUUUGAUAUCAUUUUAUUUUCUGUAUUAAAGGUUUUGUUACCGUAAGAUCACCAGUGAGUUUUAGAAAUUAUGAAAGAAAUUGUUUUGCCAUUAUCUUCUAGUAUUUUAAUAUGAUCAUGUUUUACAAAUUACAUGUUUGGGUGUUUCACUUUUGAUGGCAUGUUAUUCCUUAAAAAAAUGAAUUCUUUUAUGUGGUUUGCCACUUUUAAAUUCUUUGUAUUUGUUUAAAAAUCAUUUUAAAGCUCUUUUAUUUUUUUUUACAAUUGAAAAGGUUUGCAAAUUAAAAACAAAACAAAUUAAUAAAAUGCCUCCUUUCUAAAUUUUAUUUAGCAAAAAAUGUGUAUGUUUUUACCUGUAAUACUAACAGCAUGCAAUGUAAUAUUAAAAUUGUAUUUCAAUAAAGAUGAAAUAAAUCUCAAUACUA